Messenger RNA from Durotheca rogersii, 1621 nucleotides. RefSeq names its product class I glutamine amidotransferase-like protein. The transcript is spliced from 3 exons. The coding region runs from base 1 to 1023 and encodes 340 amino acids. Lineage: Eukaryota; Fungi; Ascomycota; Sordariomycetes; Xylariales; Xylariaceae. The record is from RefSeq and is a predicted model, not a curated record. Gene Ontology annotation, cellular component: nucleus; cytosol.
AUGGCGAUCGCGCGCAGCGCCGCCGCCGCCGCCGCCUCGGCCGGGGACGACGAACCCCCCGUGCAGCCCGAGCCGGCGGCGCAGGCCCCCGACGCCGCGCCGCCGCCCCAGCCGCCGCUGCGCAUCGCCGUCCUGCUGAACUCGUACCGGUCGCAGCUGAUCCCGGCGCUGCGGGCCUCGUACGAGCGCAGCAUCGGGGCGGUGGCGCCGGCGGGGACGCAGGUGGCCUUUUUCGAGCCGGCCAACGGCGUCGACCCCGGACCCGGCCCGGCCGACGCCAGCAGCAGCAGCAGCAGCAGCGAGGAACCGCCGCCGCCGCCGCCGCCGCGGUUCCCGGACCCGGCGCGCUUCGACCUCAUCGUGCUCGGCGGCUCCAACGUCGACCCCCGCGCCUCGCCCCCCUGGGUCCUCGACGUCCACGACUUCCUCCGCCGCCUCGUCGCCGAGUACCCCGACAAGAAGCUCCUCGGCAUCUGCUGGGGCCACCAGACGAUCGCCCGCGUCUUCGGCGGAAAGGUCGUCGAUGCCGCGCGCCCUGAGGGCGCGUACAAGCGAGCGCGCUCGCUUUCGGCGCUGGGCGAGGUGCGCGGCUCCUCCUUCGGCGCUCCCCGCACCCUGCGCCUGCAGCAGCACCACCGGCGGGAAGUCGCAGCGGCGCCGGCGCCGCAGCCGGCCGGCUUCGCGGCGCUGGCGCGCGGCAACCAGUGCCUGCUGCACGAGCGCAACACGAUCCUGACGUUCCAGGGCCACCCGGAGAAGGACGCGGCGACGGCGCGCCUGCGGCUGCACGACGCCGCGCGCUGGUUCGGCCUCGCGCCGCCCGGCGCCGCCGCCGCCGCCGACGCCGACCCCUGGGCCCGCCUCCGCGACCGCGUCGACCGCGACCACGACGGCCCCGCCGUCUGGCGCCGCGUCCUCGCCUGGGUCCGCGAGCCCCCCGCCCCGCCGCCCGACGCGCGCGCGUGCGCGGGUGGCGGCGCUGCUGCCGGGUUGGCCGCCGCUGAUAAGGGGAGCAGGAUCUGAGCGCGAGAUUCGAGGGUUUUUUUUUUUAACUUUUCGGUUUGGUUUGGUUUGGUUUGGUUUAUAAGGGGUGAGGGCGCGGGUCGCUGGGCCGCUGGGCGGCGGAAGCUGAGAGUCGCGCGACACCUCUUUGACGUCGACCCCCCUUCUCUCGACGUUGGAUCGAGCGCCAGACGGGCGGGGGUAUGCCCGGGUUCGCGGCUAAGGACGCGCGCGAGGAGGGUUAUCUCGGACGGCGGGCCCGGAGCUGAGUGGUGGCGGGGGGGGUUGGGGUUGGGGUUGUAUUGGUAUAGAAUGUCGACAUAAGGGAGGGAGGCAGCGGUAGAGCGGGGAACUACAUAAUCGGGACAGCGAAGCGAAGUGAAGAAUAUAAUAAGAAUGUGUCGCGUAGAGGUUGCUCCUCUUCGUUACUUACCUCAGAAAUAGGAGCUCCUAUAUAUACGCUUCCGUUACCCCCUUUCCUUUAAUUAGUUCUUAGAUAAAAUAAGACCUUUUCUCCUUUGCUCCUCCUUCCGUUACUCGUAAGAUAGCUCCUCGCGCGCGCUCUCGCGUAUACGUAGUUCUAGUUACGUGAUAGAAUGACAAUAAUAAGAGAUUCGGU